AUGAGUUUUACAAGCGAUUGUGAUAGAAAUGAUUAUUUCAACAACUGCUGGACAUCGAGUGAUAGUGAACAUUCUUUUCCAAAGGUGUCAAGUGAAGACUCUUUAGAUCAAAUAGAUGGUAAAAUGGAUUUUAAUAAUGACAUUGAGCUAAAUGUUACCGGUGAUACGAGAUAUGACCAUAAGAAGAAGUCAAUGUCUAGAUCAGAUUUUGAAUUAGAUUCUGCACCCAGCAUUAACUCUACUGAUUCCAUAACCAGUUCAGUAACCUGUGACCAAGGUGGCGGUAAACUACAAUUUAAUAGCAAACUGGAAUAUGCAAGUAAUGAAGAAGUUCCUAAUUUGGUGGAUGACGAUUUUAUGGGUGAUGAAAAAAUUUCUGAUAAUGAUGAGUCUGUGGAUGAAUUAUCGGAUGAAGUGGAUGACGAGUUUAUAAUGAAGCAACUUGAAAAAUUGAUUAUUCGUCGAAAUAAGAAAGACAAUGAAGCUCGUUUGAGAUGGUUGACAUUUUUACGUGAACAGAAAGAAGCGGAAGAAGAAGAAAAACAGUUUCAGGCAUAUUGGAAAAGAAGACAUCAAGAAGACAAGGAUUUAUGGAGAGAUAAAGAUUUUGCAAAUGCAAUUUAUAAAAUGUGCCGAGCUGGCUACAAGGGAAAACGUGGCCAUUUUGAUGUACCCGAGCAAACUCUACAACAAAUGAAUGCCCUCUACAUGCAGAUUACUGUAGGCGAUUACGAUGGAAACAAACAUUUAAAAUGUGCAAAUGAAUGGAAAAAACUUCGUGGCAAAACAAAAAUUGACUGUCAGAGAGAAUUUAUAAAAGUAACCAAUCGGACAAUUACUAUGUAUGGAUGGAAUCCACCGGAUGGUUGGCUAUAG
Brugia malayi is the source of this 876-nucleotide messenger RNA. RefSeq lists its product as uncharacterized. Bases 1 to 876 code for a protein of 291 amino acids. The record is from RefSeq and is a predicted model, not a curated record. The transcript is spliced from 5 exons. NCBI's taxonomy places the organism in Eukaryota, Metazoa, Nematoda, Chromadorea, Rhabditida, Onchocercidae.